ACGUCACGGGCAGGGUUUCGCUCCGCUCGCUGUUGUGCAAAGUACUGCUCCGGGGGGGAAAUGUGUAUCGGCCGGGCUGAGGGAGAGGGAGCUGCGGGCUGAAGUCGCAGGGAACAACCAGUCCAACAAACUCACGGGCGGGAGAACAGCGGCAGGACCAUGAGCGCAGUGGCCUGGACUCUGCUGCUGCUCUGGCAUCAAACUUGUGAGGGUGCAGCCGCGGAAUUCUCCUCGGGAGGAUGUACUUUUGAUAAUGGCUUGGAACUGUGCGAGUAUUUGCAAGAUCAGGAAGACGAUUUUGAUUGGAGGCAUGUCAGGACUGAAGAUACAUUGCAUUUGCAGCCCAGUGUGCCACCAGGAUCCUUCUUGAUGGUUGAUUCUUCCCAGCACGUGUCAGGAGAGAAAUCCCGGCUCUUGCUCCCACUCAUGAAAGAAAAUGACACUCACUGCAUCGAUUUCAGUUACUGGCUGUACAGUAAGGAUUACUCGAAUCCAGGAGCGCUGAACAUUUUUGUCCGAGUGAACAAAGGAGCUCUUGCGAAUCCCAUUUGGAAUGUGACCGGGUCUCAGGGAAGAGAGUGGCAUCGGGCUGAGUUGGCAGUUAGCACAUUUUGGCCGAAUGAGUAUCAGGUAAUCUUUGAAGCAGCUGUCUCUGACAAGCAAAGAGGAUAUAUCGCCAUCGAUGACAUCCAGGUGUUGAGCUACCCGUGUGACAAAUCUCCUCAUUUUUUGCGACUUGGAGAUGUGGAAGUAAAUGCAGGACAAAAUGCUACAUUUCAGUGCAUCGCUACAGGCAGGGACACAGUGAAUAACAAGCUGUGGCUACAGAGGCGCAAUGGGGAAGACAUCCCAGUUGCUCUGACAAAGAAUAUAAAUCACAGGAGGUUUGCUGCAACCUUCAAAUUGAAAGAAGUGAAAAGGGACGACCAAGAUUUGUACCGCUGUGUGACUCAGUCCGAAAGAGGUUCUGGUGUAUCGAAUUUUGCUGAGCUCAUUGUUAGAGAACCACCCAUGCCAAUUGCACCACCCCAUCUGCUUGGUGUUGGUCCUACCUAUCUGCUAAUUCAGCUCAACGCAAAUUCAAUUAUUGGUGAUGGUCCCAUCAUUCUGAAGGAAGUGGAAUAUUGUAUGACCAGUGGAUCCUGGACAGAAAUCCAUGCUGUAAAUGCUGCAACUUACAAGCUCUGGCAUCUGGACCCAGACACGGAAUAUGAAAUCAGAGUCUUGCUGACACGGCCAGGUGAAGGAGGAACGGGAUUACCAGGUCCCCCACUCAUCACUAGAACCAAAUGUGCAGAACCUAUGAGGUCACCAAAAAGCCUGAAAAUUUCAGAGAUAUAUGCAAGACACCUUGCAGUUGAACUGGAUUCUCUGGGCUACAAUGUCACACGGUGCCACACGUUCAACAUAACUGUGUGUUACCACUAUUUCAUUGGUCACAACAAAAGCAAAGCUCACUGCAUGGAAAUGGAUCAGAAAGCACCUCAUCACAUCAUUCGGAAUUUGCCGCCGUACACAAACAUCAACAUCAAAAUGAUUCUGACAAAUCCGGAAGGAAGGAAGGAAAGUGAAGAGGUUAUCAUUCAGACAGAUGAAGAUGUACCUGGUCCCAUACCUAGCGAUUCAUUGAAAGGAACACCAUUUGAAGACAAAAUCUUCCUGCACUGGAGUGAACCUGUUGAAGCAAAUGGUAUCAUCACACAAUAUGAGGUAUCUUAUAGCAGUGUGAGAUCAUUUGACCCUGCUGUUCAAGUGGCUGGCUCUGUUCAGAAGGUGUCUAAAUUAUGGAACAGUACACACCAUGUUUUCACGCAUUUGAAUCCAGGGACCACCUACCAGUUCUUUAUUAAGGCUAGCACUGUGAAAGGGUUUGGUCCCGCCACCGUCGUUAACAUUACAACUAAUAUAUCUGCUCCGACUCUGCCUGACUAUGAAGAUGCAAUUCUUAAUGAAACAGCAACCACAAUUACUGUCUUGCUGAAACCAGCACAGGCUAAAGGUGCUCCAAUCAGUGCCUACCAAGUUGUUGUCGAGCAAGUGAAUUCCCAAAGAUCUAAAAGGGAGGCAGGUGUGGCGGAGUGCUUCCGGAUUCCAGUGACCUAUCAGACUGCGACAGCUCGUGGAUCACCGUACUACUAUGCUGCAGAGAUUCCGCCUAGUGGGAUAGCUGAACAAACGCCCUUCACAGUGGGUGACAAUAAAACCUAUGAUGGGUUUUGGAAUCCUCCUUUGGCCCCCAGAAAAGGAUAUCACAUACACUUUCAAGCUGUGAGCAGUGUUGAAAAGGAGACAAAGACACAGUGUGUGAGGAUUGCAACAAAAGCAGCCACAACUGAAGAACCUGAGGUGGUCCCUGAUCCCAUCAAGCAAAGUGAUCGGGUGGUGAAAAUAGCUGGAAUCAGUGCCGGAAUUCUAGUUUUCAUUCUGCUGCUCCUCGUUGUGGUAAUGAUCGUUAAGAGAAGGAGGAGCUACUAUUCUUAUUCUUAUUACCUUAAACUUGCGAAGAAGCGCAAGGAUGCAGUAGGGAAUGCUCGGCAGGAGAUGACUCAUAUGGUGAAUGCCAUGGACAGGAGUUAUGCCGACCAAAGCACACUCCAUGCUGAUGAGCCUCUUUCCAUCACCUUCAUGGAUUCGCACAACUUCAGUCCAAGAUUGCCUAAUGAUCCACUGGUACCGACUGCGGUGUUAGUGCCCAUUGCUGAUGAAAACCAUACAGUUUCAGCAGAGUCAAGCAGGUUGCUGGAUGUGCCUCGCUUUCGUGGUGAGCACACAGAAUCUCCAUACCAGACUGGCCAGCUUCACCCUGCCAUUCGGGUUGCAGACUUAUUGCAACAUAUCAACUUAAUGAAAACAUCAGAGGGCUAUGGCUUCAAGGAGGAAUAUGAGAGUUUCUUUGAAGGGCAAUCUGCUUCUUGGGACGUUGCCAAGAAAGAUCAGAACCGAACAAAAAACCGUUAUGGAAAUAUUAUAGCCUAUGACCAUUCCAGAGUCAUUUUACAGUCUCUUGAAGAUGAUUCAACAUCUGAUUAUAUUAAUGCAAAUUACAUUGACAUAUGGCUGUACAGGGAUGGAUACCACAGGCCAAGUCAUUAUAUAGCUACACAAGGCCCAGUACAUGAAACUGUUUAUGACUUCUGGAGAAUGGUCUGGCAAGAACAAUCAGUUUGUAUCGUUAUGGUCACAAAUCUGGUGGAAGUUGGAAGAGUGAAAUGUUACAAGUAUUGGCCAGAUGAUAGUGAAGUUUAUGCAGAUUUCAAAGUUACAUUUGUGGAAGAGGAGCCUCUUGCAGAAUAUGUUGUUCGAACAUUUACAUUGGAAAGGAGAGGCUUUGAUGAAAUUCGUGAAGUGAAGCAGUUCCAUUUCACUGGCUGGCCUGAUCAUGGUGUUCCUUAUCAUGCAACUGGUCUACUAGCAUUUAUCCGCCGUGUGAAAAUCUCAAAUCCCCCAGGAGCGGGGCCAGUAGUUGUACAUUGCAGUGCUGGGGCAGGAAGGACCGGCUGUUAUAUUGUUAUAGAUAUCAUGUUAGACAUGGCAGAGCGAGAAGGAGUUGUUGAUAUCUAUAACUGUGUUAAAGCAUUACGAUCGAGGCGCAUUAAUAUGGUUCAGACAGAGGAACAAUAUAUAUUCAUUCAUGAUGCUAUUCUGGAGGCUUGUCUGUGUGGGGACACAUCAAUACCAGUCUGCGAAAUCAAGCAAGCCUAUUACGAAAUGAUACGAGUUGAUUCACAGAGUAACUCUUCGCAGCUUAAAGAUGAAUUUCAGACCCUAAAUUCUGUAUCUUCACAACUACAACCCGAAGACUGUAGCAUUGCUCUUCUUCCCAGGAAUCAUGAGAAGAAUCGAUACAUGGACGCAUUGCCACCAGACAGAUGCCUGCCAUUUUUAAUUACCAUAGAUGGUGAAAGCAGUAACUACAUUAAUGCUGCUCUUAUGGAUAGCUACAGACAACCGGCUGCCUUUAUCGUGACACAGCAUCCUUUACCAAACACAGUCAAAGAUUUCUGGAGACUGGUCUAUGAUUAUGGCUGCACUUCUGUUGUCAUGCUGAAUGAGUUGGACCUUGUUCAGGGAUGCCCACAGUAUUGGCCAGAAGAGGGGACACUUCGAUAUGGGCCUAUUCAAGUUGACUGCGUUUCUUGUUCGAUGGAUUGUGAUCUAGUAAGUCGGCUCUUCAGGAUAUGCAAUCUUACAAGGCCACAGGAAGGUUAUCUCAUGGUGCAGCAGUUCCAGUACUUGGGAUGGGCUGCUCACAGGGAAAUACCCGCCUCGAAGCGAUCAUUUUUGAAGUUAAUUCUCCAGGUUGAUAAAUGGCAAGAAGAAUGUGAAGAAGGAGAAGGACGAACUAUUGUUCACUGUCUAAACGGAGGAGGCCGGAGUGGAAUGUUUUGUGCCAUUAACAUUAUUUGUGAAAUGAUCAAAAGGCAAAAUGUAGUCGACAUUUUCCAUGGAGUAAAGACGCUUCGAAACAGCAAACCAAAUAUGGUGGAAACCCUGGAUCAAUAUCGAUUCUGUUACGAUGUUGCUUUGGAAUACCUUGAAUCAUCUUAGUGAUUACAUUUACAUCAGUACAGAUUUGUGCUAAAUUUGGAUGAGAAAUUAUCACUAAUGCUGCGCAUGAAGAGUACACAUUUAAUUGAGUUUUUUUAAAACUAGCUUAAGUAUUCUGUUAUACAAAGAGUCGUAACUAUGAUGACAGUGUAUUUGUGUGUCCAGGCUAUUACCAGACAGCAUUUGGUGCCAUCAUAACAAUAUGAUCUGACUCUAGAUUUCAUUGCUCAGUGAUAGGCUAAAAAAACUCAAGUGUUGGUCAAGAACAGUUUUGGAUUUUUUUUUUAUCCGAACAAAACAACAUGUAGUUCUGCAUGCACAAGUUUGAACGCUGUGAUGCUACAUCUUGUUUUCAACCAAGCUCAUUUAAAAGCAGAAUUGUGCACAGACUGCGACUGUAUAUGAGCUAAUAUCUGGCUGGCUUAUUAAAGUUUAAUGUGUGAUCUUUGGAAUCACACAGGGUAAUUUGUAAUGCAACUUUUAUUAUAAGCCAAAGAUGAGUGUAAAUAUGUCUAUAUGAAGAAAGCACAUUGUAUUUAUUAUUUGCUUGUAAACCUAUUUGAAAGCUGAACAAUCAUUUCUUACAGAAUUUUUUUUGAAAGAGCUUUUAAGUUUGGAUGUUUUUAAAUAGUUUACUUUUAUAUGUAGUGGUUGGUGUGGGUAACUGGUCAUAUUUUAAUUCAUUCAUAGAAUUGUUUACAUUGUGUGCUGGUUAAUUGCUAACCUAUUUGAAUAAAGAAGAUUGAUAUAGUUGGGAGGCCUCUAAACUUGGACCAAAUGCAGAUUUUUCCUCCUAUAUGAGACAUUCUGAAGUUUUGUUUCUCCACAUGUGUUAGCAAACUAGUUUAAAUAAAGCUAUGUGUGACUUAUUGUCAGCUGUACCUCGUGCUUAAAAGCCUAUGUUGAUGAAUCAUGACUUCUAAUAGUUGAGGCAGUAUUAUAGAUAGCUUACGACAAGAAAUGAUUAUCAGAAGGAAACAAUGUGUUCUAAAUCUGUCUAAAGGUAAUCUAGCAGGGCAAUCAGUGCAAGAAUAAUACUGUUUAGGAUGAAAGAUGUAAUGAAUUAUACACUUGCGAUGUAUUUUCUGAGUUAUUCUAAUGCUGUAUAAAGAAAAUCAAGAUGACUUUGGGUAUUGCAGAAUAAAUGAUCAUAUAAAGGCAUCGGGAGAUUUGAGGUGUUGAUUGCUUGUGAAGAGAUGUUCUGGUAAUGUGCUUGCUCUUCCUGUAACUAAAAGAGUCUGUUGCACCACAUCAUUUUUUAAGUUGUGUGCGUAAGCUGAAGAUAACCAUUUCCAUGGAAAUGGCACUGGACUUUAUAUUUUAAAAAAAAGAAAAAGUGGUGGGUAAGUACGAAGUGCAAUCAGAAUCAGGCUUAUUAUUGUUUUGCAGCAGAGCUUGGAAAAAGCGACGCAACAGACUUUUAACAUCAUAAAUCAGCGAUUUGUUUGUUAUGUUCCCCCUCUCACUGUGAAACAGGCACAGCUCUUUUUCCCUUAUUAGGGAGAGAGCGAGCCUAUGGUAUGUUGAAUUACUGGGUGAACGAGUAGUUUAUGGUGUGCUGCAAGUCUGUGUCUUUAUUGAUGCUUUGCUGCACGCUUGAGUGCUCCGAGGGGGGAUGCUGAUGCUUUUUUGCUGGUGGGCGUAAGGGGAGCUGUUGCCUUGCUGAUGCUUGUGCAUGGGAAGGGGGAACUGGGGCUUUGGGCUUCUAACGUUUAACUGUCAUUCAUUCUUUUGGUAUUCAUUUUUGUGGAUACCUGCAAAGAAAAAGAAUUUCGAUAUGUAUAUUGUAUACAUUUCUCUGACAUUAAAUGCACCUUUGAAAUCUACUAUCACUGACAUAUGUUGUGAAUUUGUUGUUCUGCAGCAGCAGUACACUUCCAAAAAAUUAAAAAUUAGCAUAAAUAAAGAUCAAACACAGUGCAAAAAGAGAGCAAAAUAGCGAUAUGAUGUUUGUGGACCUUGCGGUAAUCUGAUGGCAGAGGAGUGAAAGCUAUCCUCAAACUCCUGUACCACCUCCCUGAUGGUAGUAAUGAGAAGAGGGCAUGUUCUGAAUGGUGAGGGUCCUUAAUGAUGGAAACUACAGUUGCCAGAAAGAAGAAAGAAAGUGAUCCAUAGCAGCAGGCACAAAAUGCUGGAGGAACUCAGCAGGCCAGGCAGCAUCCAUGGGAAAGAGUAAUCAGUCAACAUUUCGGGCCAAGACCCUUCUUCAGGAAGGGGGAGAUGCCUGAAUUAAAAGGUUGGAGAAGGAGAAAGAGGCUAGCUGGAAGGUGAUAGGUGAAGCCAGGAGGGUGGAAAAGGUAGGAAAGGAGAGUGGAUAAUGGGAGAAAGGGGAGGAGGGGACCCAGGGGGAACUAAUAGGCAGGUGAGAAGAAGCAGAAGGUCAGUUUGGGCAAUAGAGGAAGGGGAAGGAAAUUUAAAUCAGGCAUUGGCCCCCUUCCCUCUCAGUCCUGAAGAAGGGUCUCGACCCAAAACAUCAACUGUUUACAGUUUUCCAUCGAUGCUGCCUGACGACCUGCUGGAUUCCUCCAACAUUUUGUGUGUGUUGCUCUGGAUUUCCAACAUCUGCUGAAUUUCUGUGUUUGAGAAAAUUAUCCUUUUUUUUUCAACUCACAUACUUACAAUAGCAAACCACAUGGUAGCUGCAUCUGUGGGAAAGGAAACAAGAGUCAUCAAGACCCUUUCUCAGAACUGAAAAAGAGACGGAAGAGUAUGCAUGCAGUUUCUCCGAUGUAGAUGUGACCACACUGUGAACACAGACUGAAAGAAAUGCAAAUGGAUCACAAAUUCAUCCGGAAGGACUGUUUAGACCCGUGGAUGGUAGGAAGAGAAAAGAUGAAAAGUGUGUAUUCAUCCUGUGUUCCCUCUGCAUGCUGAUCUUCAUCAGGUAUCUGGCUUCGGAGUCCAGUUCACUGAUUUGCACUAAUAGCAAUGACUAAACGUCCAUGUUCAGUGAGGCGUUGACAGUUACGCACUGUGGUGAUAUUGAACAACAGCAGUUUUACCACCAUUCUCUUGUAAAUUAUGAGCUUCGUGUUGAACUGCUAACUACACCUCAAGUCCUUUGUUGGAGACCAUGUAAACUGGGGUUGUUAGCAAAACACUGAAAAAUCGAAGUUUAGUGUUCAUAAAAGUCAUACCUUGACGGUAAGCAUGAUUACAAGAACAAUGUGAUUUGCAUGAUAUGAUGGCUUUUAUGGCAUUGUUUUCUGAACAGCUAAAAAGUGUGACUAAGUAUUUGGCAAUUUCAUCCAGAUGAAUUUGGCAUUAUAAAAGUUAAUGUCAUUAUAAAAUGCCCUUAAACUUUAUAAUGCCAAAUUCAUCUGUACAUGGCAUUAUAAAAUUUAAGGAUAUGAGCUAAUGAAGCAAACAAAGCAACACACACAAAACGCUGGAGUAACUCAGGAGGCCAGAAAGCAUCUAUGGAAAUGGUCAACAAUUCAGGCCAAGACCCUUCAUCAGGAGGCUCUCAGCCUGAAAUGUCAACUGUUUCCAUAGAUGCUGCCUGGCCUGCCGAGUUCCUCCAGCAUUUUGUGUGCGUUGCUUGGAUUUCCAGCACCUGCAGAUUUUCUCAUGUUUGUGAAGCAAAUGGAAUAUUGAGGCACAAGACAGCAGAUGCUGUAAUCUGGGGCAAAAUAUUGUGAUUAAAAUCUGCAAAGCGCCUGCCUCAGGACUGAGAGUGUGGUAGGAAGAUGGUCAGUAUAAAUUAGUGAGAGGGGUUUUUGAGGCAGAACCGUGUGUGGACAGGAAUGAUGGGCAGAUGGAGCCGGGUGGGGGAGGGGAGAGAGGAGGUAGAGACAGAGGCCAGAAAGUGAUAGGUGGAGAUACUUGAAUCUGAUAAUUAAGAGAGGGGAAACCAGGUAAGGCAGUGAAUACUCGCAGGUUGGAGCAGUUGCAGAAUAACAAAAGUAACAAAAUAUUGAGAUUCUUUUAAGAAAUCUAUAUACAAAAAUAAUCCCUUCAACAAUAUUCUCAAUUUUUGACGAUUGAUGGUAUUUACAAAGUACCAUCCCUGUACGUACUUCUCAAGAAAAUUUUCACUCAUGCAGGACAUUUUUGUGGAGAUGUAUCUUAAAAAUCUUUUUAACAAAUGCAGAGUUUUAAUGUUCCACAGUCAAAAUUCAGUGUCAUUUGGGAAUAUUCAUGAUGAAUUACAACUGUGGAAUGUAAUACAAUUUAUGGUAUUUACAAAUGUAAUAACUUCUAGUUGUUUUAAGUGUGUUUGAAACAUGAACCUUUGGGGAUACCAGUGGUUUUCUUGUCGGUUACACAAAUCUUUUUCCGUCUGUUCAAAACAAGGUGUAUUAUGAUUUAUUAAUAAAUCACAGUAGAUACUGUUUAAUUGAGCAUACUUUAUGUCAGUAAGCAUUAGAAAUUUUGUAAUGGAGAAUUCCCUGUGGUUACAUAUUACAAUGUUCAGGCUGUUAUGCCUUACAAAAUGCAAUUGAAUUCUUAUGAGAGUCUCAUUAUUAUUCCCUUAUUCAAAAUUCCACAAGAUAUUUUUGAAAAUGUUUCAUUCCCAUACUCCAAAUUGUAAUGCCAGAAAAACUGGAUACUUACCUGGGUUGUAGUCUGUAAUC
This is a messenger RNA of Mobula hypostoma (lesser devil ray), 9125 nucleotides long. It is a transcript of the gene ptprk, whose product is annotated as protein tyrosine phosphatase receptor type K. Gene Ontology annotation, cellular component: membrane. Gene Ontology annotation, biological process: protein dephosphorylation. Bases 160 to 4548 code for a protein of 1462 amino acids. Lineage: Eukaryota; Metazoa; Chordata; Chondrichthyes; Myliobatiformes; Myliobatidae. The record is from RefSeq and is a predicted model, not a curated record. The transcript is spliced from 34 exons. Gene Ontology annotation, molecular function: protein tyrosine phosphatase activity; protein binding.